CUGGUAAGACAGUCCUGCACAGAGCCUCCUUUACAGAAAAGUGCGGUGCCAUAGUCCAUUUCACUUGUACAGGCAGCAGUGGACAACUCAGAUGUACAGCGAAAUUUAGACAAUAUCAUUCGCACCGAUCAUGUAUUCCACAGAUAGUAUUGAAAACCAAACAUCUAAUGAACACAAUUUAAUUUAUGAUGAAUUAAAAACAAUUAUAAUGGAUCAUCAAGUGGUUAUGAAAAAAUAUGAAGAUUUUUCAACACUAUUUCGACGAGUGAUGUUGUUUUUCGUAUCCUCAUUUACGGUUAUCUUGCUUUGGUUUACAUUCAUAAUGAGUUUCUCCAACGAUGAUAGAUUUAACACUUCGGAUGUUAUAAUAAUAAAAAUGAUUUGCGAAAUCCCAUCAAUAUUGUUUCAAAUAUAUAUGAUGUGUUAUUUAUUUUGCAAUAUAAACGAUCAAGUAAUUUGAAACCCAUUA
Molecule: messenger RNA, 469 nt
Organism: Acyrthosiphon pisum (pea aphid)
Lineage: Eukaryota; Metazoa; Arthropoda; Insecta; Hemiptera; Aphididae
Exons: 4
Coding region: 131-460 (109 amino acids)
Source: RefSeq, a predicted model, not a curated record